GCCUUUGUUUGUGCUUGUCAAGAUGGCGGCGGGAAUGUAUCUUGAGCACUAUCUGGACAGCAUAGAAAAUCUGCCGUUCGAACUGCAAAGGAAUUUUCAGCUUAUGCGAGAUCUGGACCAGCGUACUGAAGACCUGAAAGGGCAGAUUGAUUCCUUGGCGAGAGAGUACACUACCAAUGCUCGCACACUGUCCCCGGAACAGAAACUAUCUCUGCUGCGCCAGAUUCAGCAGUCCUAUGGCAAAUGUAAAGAAUUUGGAGAUGAUAAAGUGCAGCUGGCAAUGCAGACCUAUGAGAUGGUGGACAAGCAUAUUCGCCGCCUGGACACAGACCUGGCCCGCUUCGAGGCCGACCUGAAGGAGAAACAGAUUGAGAGCACAGACUACGACUCUACCACCUCCAGCAAAGGAAACAAGAGUGAGAUCCGAGGGCCGAAAGAGAAGAAAGUGGCACGUGGUAGCACCAGGUCGAAGGCGAAGAACUCAGAUGAUGACUCCAGCCCAAGGAGCGCCCAGAAGAAAGUCAAACUCAUGCAGCAGACGACGGAGUUUAGCUCUGUGCCCACAGGGACCUUUGGUAACGUGCACCCCUCAGACGUGCUGGACAUGCCAGUGGACCCCAACGAGCCCACGUACUGCCUGUGCCACCAGGUGUCUUAUGGGGAGAUGAUCGGCUGUGACAACACCGACUGUUCAAUUGAGUGGUUCCACUUUGCUUGUGUGGGACUCACCACCAAACCUCGUGGAAAAUGGUACUGUCCACGGUGUUCACAAGAGAGAAAGAAGAAGUGAGCAAGCGAGUGAGUGGCAUGGAAGUGAAGGAAGAGAUGCGGAUAGAGAAGAAAAUCAGCAAAAUGAUGGGGGAGCAAACUUUUUUGUAUCUCCUCAAGACACACACACACACACACACACACACACACACACACACACACACACACACACACACACACACACACACACACACACUAAGCAUCGAGCUGCUCUCUGCAUUGUUUUGGUGCUUUGUCUCCAUGUUCCUCUGCUCUCUCCGCUCCCGCUAGAGAAGGGCAGACAGAUGUGUAGUUAACGGUUACACGUAGCUUAAUUUAUAUUCCUGGUGUCAGCCAUUUUGUUUUAAGGUUUCAAGGGGAUUCUUUUUCUCUUUUUUUAGAUAUUUACUAUUAUAGAUUUUUUUUUGGGUUGGAUUUGACAGUUUUAUUUUAUUAAUAUUUAGUUUGGUUGAAACUAGACUAAUGAGGGGUGCUAGUGACGUCACAUCCACCGUAUGAAACGGUUUCCAUGGGAUCCUCGGUGUCCUUAUUUUGGAUAUGCGGUUAUUUGGAAUCGGGACACUACUGGACUGCUCUGUGAUGGUGAUCUCCUGUGGGGAGUAGUCCGCACAUAUACUACACAGGUCCCCAAGUCAAACACGUACACACUUUAAAUCGCCGUAUCCAUUAACAUUCAUGUAAUUUUCAAAGAUUAAUAGACGCCACUUUUUAAUGUCACUUAUUCUCAAAUUGAUGAUGGGCAUGUCUAUGGUAUUACGCCUGGAAAAAGUCACAGAAAUUAAAGGCAACCAUUUGAAAUUGAAUGCGUAAAAAAUACAAGAGAAUCGUCUCAGCCGUGACUGGACCAGAAUGGAUGUCCAUUUGAGAGCAGGUGGUCAAAAAACCAUAAAAUGAUGUCUCUAAUUUCUAUUACACUUUGAAAUUGUGGGAUUUAAAAAAAAAAUCACCUGCAAUGGAUGUACAAUGAUCUAACGUGUGUAUAACAUUUUUGGAAGGCCCUGUAUACCACCGCAACCUCUGUAAGUGUAUUUAUGACUUGACUCAACAUGACACAAACAUUGUCCGUCAGACCUCUCAUCCUGCUCUCCCAGCUGGAGUGAAGAAAAGGGUGUUUACAGAAAGGGCCUUGAACAACUCAAGCUUUACAAUUCCUGCUUGUGUAAGCACACAAUGAUAUUCUUUUUAUUAUUAUUAUUUCACAUUUCAUUUUUGUGCUCAAUGUGAGAGACACCACAUCAUCCCAUGCACUAACACGGCAAGCAUUAUAUAUCUAUAGUAUUUAUGAAGUAUAUGUUUCGAAAAGAAGUAUUUCAAAACCCGUUUGCAAGUAAUGAGCGGACAAUGGAUUCUGUGUGCAAACACACAAGAUGAGUGUAGAUUUCAGAUUGUACAACAUAAUUUCCAAAUGUUUUAAUGUUUUCUUAUUAUUUCACCAUUUUGAUGUUUACAAAGAAAGGUCAGUAGCGGACAUAUUUGCAUUCGCUUUAUAACAAGAGGAUAGAUGUCUUAUGCUAAAAUUUCAUAGUCAACAGUAGUCCAUACUUAGCCUGACUCUCGCUAGACCCUUGUGUGUUUCCGCUCUUGUUCGUGAAGCAAGGCUGAAACCACUCAUAUUGGCGACUCGGGUUAGUCCAUACUGACUAAUUCCACUGACCUUAAUUUUUUUUUACCAAGUCAAGCCUCUGUUAUUGAGAAAAAAAGCUUGCCUUUACCUCUUCUCAUGGUAUUCUUUUUUUGGAGGAAGGUGCUCCACACUUCUAAGAAGUUCCCUUUUACAUGACAUGGUGCUUUGAUGGACAACAAACGUGUUGUUGAACUAGCAGAAUCUGCGUGGAAGUGCUUCAUUUUUUCUGUUUAAACUAAUGUGUAAAGAGGACUGUACUGAUGUUAUUGUUUGUUUGUUUUUUGUUUUUUGCUUUUUAUGUCUUCCAUUACAGUAAACUGAACGAUGGAAAUGAA
This is a messenger RNA of Engraulis encrasicolus (European anchovy), 2727 nucleotides long. It is a transcript of the gene ing4, whose product is annotated as inhibitor of growth family, member 4. The record is from RefSeq and is a predicted model, not a curated record. The transcript has 8 exons. Gene Ontology annotation, cellular component: nucleus. The coding region runs from base 23 to 790 and encodes 255 amino acids. NCBI's taxonomy places the organism in Eukaryota, Metazoa, Chordata, Actinopteri, Clupeiformes, Engraulidae. Gene Ontology annotation, biological process: positive regulation of apoptotic process; regulation of DNA-templated transcription.